AUGGGAACUUAUCGGCAGCUCUGCCGACAGAAAAUCUACAUUCUGAUUUGUUGUCUUUGUGUUAUGUUCUUUCUGUAUUUGUUGGUUCCUUGCAAUUCUGGGCCCAAGAUGAUUAUGGUACCUAAAGAGAACAACAAAGUCGUAUACGACAACGAACAGCAAGCAAUUCCCUACGACGACGACAUGCCAAUUAUUUUUGUGGGAGGAAUGCCUCGCAGCGGGACCACCCUGAUGCGAGCUAUGCUGGAUGCACAUCCGGAAAUUAGAUGCGGAGAAGAGACCCGCGUGAUUCCGCGAAUUCUUGGUAUGCGAAUGCAAUGGGAGAAAUCCCCUCUGGAGAAGAAGAGGUUAGACGAAGCCGGGGUGACUAGUGAUGUUCUAGACUCGGCUGUUCGAGCUUUUAUCCUGGAAAUAAUCGCCAAGCAUGGCACUGCAGCUCCACAUUUAUGCAAUAAAGAUCCAUUUACUCUGAAAUCUAUGGUCUACCUCAGCAGACAGUUUCCACAGUCUAAGUUUAUUCUGAUGAUUCGAGAUGGUCGAGCCGUCGUCCAUUCCAUCAUUACCAGAAAAGUGACCAUAUCCGGCUUUGACUUGUCCAGUUACAGGAAGUGCCUGGAGAAAUGGAACUCGGUGGUAGAGACGAUGUACACCCAGUGCUUGCAUGUGGGCUCCUACAGAUGCUUGCCUGUUUAUUAUGAGCAGCUGGCUCUGCACCCAAGAGAGUGGAUGGUUCAAAUCUUAAGGUUUCUAGACAUUCCUUGGAACGAGUCGGUACUUCAUCAUGAGGAGUUUGUGGGGAAGCCAGGUGGCAUUGCACUUUCCAA
Molecule: messenger RNA, 824 nt
Organism: Candidula unifasciata
Lineage: Eukaryota; Metazoa; Mollusca; Gastropoda; Stylommatophora; Geomitridae
Source: the annotation of a GenBank genome assembly